Penicillium macrosclerotiorum is the source of this 2031-nucleotide messenger RNA. RefSeq names its product F-box/WD repeat-containing protein. The transcript is spliced from 2 exons. The record is from RefSeq and is a predicted model, not a curated record. Lineage: Eukaryota; Fungi; Ascomycota; Eurotiomycetes; Eurotiales; Aspergillaceae. The coding region runs from base 1 to 2031 and encodes 676 amino acids. Gene Ontology annotation, molecular function: protein binding.
AUGGAGCAACAUCCCACCGUCUCGUCAAACUCGAAAGAUAACACUGGGGGGCCGAGCAACGCGAGUAAAGCUACGGAGAAACCCCAGUGGAAGCUUGCAUCACAGAAGGAGGACAGCGAGUCCGCCGCUGUUGACAGCCUUGCGGAGCUUGCGAAACAAAACGUCGCCCCCUUCCUCGCUAAAUACCAGCCCCGGCAGUAUGCCCCUCUCCGAUCGGAGGACGGCGAGCCCACCGUGCCUCGCCUGGCCAACGCUGGCUACUGUUAUCGUCAUCAGCCAGAUUCGAAAUGUCGGCGACAGGCCGACGAACAGUCUAUGCAUCAGCUGCAACGGGAGUUGGAAUCACUGCCGCAAAGUGACCAGCAAGGUAUCGCACAUGUGUGGUCGCUAUUCUCAGCGGCCCCAGCCAAACAGCGAAAGCUGAUGCUGCAAGGCAUUCUCGCCCAAUGCUGCUUCCCCCAACUUUCUUUCAUCUCGGCCAGCGUGCGGGAGUUGAUUCGUAUUGAUUUCUUGACCGCCCUGCCUCCCGAGCUAUCCUUCAAAAUUCUCCGAUAUCUGGACACCGCCUCUCUUUGCCGCGCUGCCCAAGUGUCGCACCGCUGGCGAGCUCUCGCCGAUGACGAUGUGGUAUGGCAUCGGAUGUGUGAGCAGCACAUUCGCCGCAAAUGUAAUAAGUGUGGUUGGGGGUUGCCGUUGCUUGAUCGCAAACGUCUGCGCGAAUCCAAGCGCGAAAUUGAGCUGCGUGCAACCAACUGGGGCAAUCAGUCCUCGAACAGUGCCGGGGAUGGCGCUCCCAAUGGCACUUGCUCCAUCGUCGAGCUUCCCACCACCGGCAAACGCAAGGUGGAUUCCGAUGAACAAAGCUGCGCCAUGAUCAAACGUCACUGCAAGUCCCCUGCAUACAAGCCGGAGCCGGAUGAUGACUAUUUCAAGACGCGAUACAGGCCAUGGAAAGAUGUCUACCGUGACCGUUUCGUCGUCGGCAUGAACUGGAAGCAUCGUCGUUGUUCGGUUAAAGUCUUUCGUGGUCACACCGAUAGCGUCAUGUGUCUUCAAUUUGAGGACAACAUUUUGAUGACGGGCUCCUACGAUGCGACCAUCAGGAUCUGGGAUAUGGAGACCGGGGAGGAGCUCCGGGCACUUCGAGGCCACACGGCUGGGAUUCGAUGCCUCCAAUUUGAUGACACCAAGUUAAUUACGGGAAGUUUGGAUCGCAGCAUCCGAGUCUGGAAUUGGCGGACGGGCGAGUGCAUCUCGAGAUACAAUGGCCACUCUGAAGCCGUCAUUGCGCUCCAUUUCGAUGCCACCCUGCUUGCGUCUGCUUCAGUGGAUCGGACAGUCAAGAUUUGGAAUUUCAAGGACAAGUCGACCUUUGUGCUUCCUCAUCCAAAAGGAGUCAAUGCUGUCAAGAUUGACACUGCCUCCCGCACCGUCCUGACGGCUUGCGAAGAUGGUGCUGCACGUCUCUGGGAUUUGGAUACGAAGACUUGUAUCCGAGUCUUUCACAACCAUAUCGGUGGCGUGCAGCAGGUCAUCCCCUUGCCUCGUGAGAUUGAACUUGAAACCCAUUUCGCCGAAUGCGAGAAUGAUCAUGUUAGCACAUCAUCGCAGAACGGUGAUGCCGUCAAUAUUCUCUCGCCCGUGCUAGAAUCUAGAGCCCUCUCCACACACCACCAGCCUUCCUCCUUCGGCUCCUCCUUUGACCAAGAUCAAGAACGGCUGGAGCCACCUCGCUACAUAAUCACCAGUGGUGUGGAUGCGACUAUCCGACUAUGGGAAACCAACACUGGCCGAUGCCUGCGCACCUUUUUUGGACAUCUGGAGGGUAUAUGGGCCCUCUCGGCCGACACAUUACGCAUCGCCUCCGGAGGCAUUGACCGCAUGGUCAAGAUCUGGGACCCUCGUAUUCCCACUUGCCAGGACACUUAUGACGGGCACUCGGCGGCAGUCAACUGCAUUGGCCUCAGUGACAGCCGCUUCAUCACCGGCGGAGAUGAUUAUCUUGUCCGCAUGUAUGACUUCCGGGCCUGA